Molecule: messenger RNA, 3127 nt
Organism: Choloepus didactylus (southern two-toed sloth)
Lineage: Eukaryota; Metazoa; Chordata; Mammalia; Pilosa; Megalonychidae
Gene: SH3BP1
Product: SH3 domain binding protein 1
Biological process (GO): regulation of Rac protein signal transduction; regulation of actin cytoskeleton organization; positive regulation of GTPase activity
Cellular component (GO): cytoplasm; intracellular anatomical structure; cytosol
Molecular function (GO): protein binding; GTPase activator activity
Source: RefSeq, a predicted model, not a curated record
AGUCGCGGGCCGCGGAGGCGCGGGGAGGAGAGCAGCGCGCGGCGGCGGCCCAGGAAGCGGAGAGCGCCGCCCCCCAUCGGGGCGAGAGAGGCGCGGCGGCCAGACCAGGCUGGGCCGGGGGGCUGCCCGGGCCCUCGACCCCCCGUCUCCCGUGACCCCGGAGCCCCCAGCCCGCCCCCAAGAUGAUGAAGAGGCAGCUGCAUCGCAUGCGGCAGCUGGCCCAGACGGGCAGUUUGGGACGCACCCCGGAGACUGCUGAGUUCCUGGGUGAGGACCUGCUGCAGGUGGAGCAGCGGCUGGAGCCAGCCAAGCGCGCGGCCCACAACGUCCACAAACGGCUGCAGGCCUGUCUGCAGGGCCAGAGCGGGGCCGACAUGGACAAGCGGGUGAAGAAGCUUCCCCUCAUGGCUCUGUCCUCCACGAUGGCCGAGAGCUUCAAGGAGCUGGACCCCGAUUCCAGCAUGGGGAAGGCCUUGGAGAUGAGCUGUGCCAUACAGAACCAGCUGGCCUGUACUCUGGCUGAAUUUGAGAUGACCCUGGAGAGGGAUGUCCUGCAGCCGCUCAGCAGGCUGAGUGAGGAGGAGCUGCCGGUCAUCCUCAAGCACAAGAAAAGCUUGCAGAAGCUGGUGUCCGACUGGAACACCCUCAAGAGCAGGCUCAGCCAGGCAGCCAAGAACUCAGGCAGCGGUCAAGGCCUGGGUGGCGGGCCCGGGAGUUACAGCCACGCUGCCACCGCCAACAAGGUGGAAACGCUGAAGGAGGAGGAGGAGGAGCUGAAGAGGAAGGUGGAGCAGUGCAAGGAUGAGUACUUGGCUGACCUGUACCACUUUGCCACCAAGGAGGACACAUAUGCCAACUACUUCAUCCACCUCCUGGAGAUUCAGGCCGAUUAUCAUCGCAAAUCCCUGAGCUCCCUGGACACAGCCCUGGCUGAGCUGCGGGAGAACCAUGGCCGAGCAGAUCCCUCCCCUUCGAUGGCGGCUGCCCCCUUCUCCAGGGUGUAUGGGGUGUCACUGGGAAGCCACCUGCAGGGGCUGGGCCGGGCCAUUGCCCUGCCCAUUGAGGCCUGCGUCAUGAUGCUGCUUGCCGAGGGCAUGAAGGAAGAGGGCCUCUUCCGCCUGGCCGCCGGCGCCUCGGUGCUGAAACGCCUCAAGCAGACGAUGGCCUCGGACCCCCGCAGCCUGGAGGAGUUCUGCUCUGACCCCCACGCUGUGGCAGGUGCCCUCAAGUCUUAUCUGCGGGAGCUGCCUGAGCCCCUCAUGAUUGACCUCUAUGAUGAUUGGAUGAGGGCAGCUAGCCUGAAGGAACCAGGGGCCCGGCUGGAGGCCCUCCGAGAGGUGUGCGGCCGCCUGCCCCCCGAGAACCUCAGCAACCUCAGGUACUUGAUGAAGUUCCUGGCCCGGCUGGCCGAGGAGCAGGAGGUGAACAAGAUGACACCCAGUAACAUUGCCAUCGUCCUGGGGCCCAACCUCCUGUGGCCACCUGAGAAAGAAGGGGACCAAGCCCAGCUAGAUGCAGCCUCAGUGUCUUCCAUCCAGGUGGUGGGUGUGGUCGAGGCUCUGAUACAGAACACAGACACCCUCUUCCCUGAAGAUAUCAACUUCAACGUGUCAGGCCUGUUCUCAGCCCUCGUCCCCCAGGACAAGGUCAGUGACAGGCCAGCCUCUGAGGAACUGCCCACUGUUGCCAUGCCCACUCCAGCUGCCACUCUGGCUCUGGCCCCAGCCCCGGCCCCAGCCUCAGUAGCGACCAAGGAAAGGACAGAGUCUGAGGCACCCCCCAGACCAGCCUCCCCCAAGAUCAACCGGAACCCCUCAGAGACAGCCGCCCCGACGGAGGACAUAGCUCGGAGGAGCACGGGGAGCCUGGCCGCUGCGGUGGAGAUUGCCUCGGGACGCCAGGCCCUGGUGGCGGGCAAGCCCAGCCCCUACAUGUUUGAGUGCAUCACGGAGCACUUCAGCGUGGACCCCACCCGCAUGCUCAUGGUGGGCGACCGCCUGGAGACCGACAUCCUCUUCGGCCACCGCUGCAGCAUGACCACCGUGCUCACGCUCACGGGCGUCUCCCGCCUAGAGGAGGCCCAGGCAUACCUGGCAGCCGGCCAGCACGACCUCGUGCCCCAUUACUACGUGGAGAGCAUCGCAGACUUGAUGGAGGGGUUGGAGGACUGAGCCCGCCUGCCCCGCAACUGCAGCCCCACCCUGCACUCCGUCCCUGAUCCCCGGGGGUGGAGGUUAUGGGUUGUGAGCUGCAUUAAGCACCACUGGCUCCCUGGCCCCAGUUUCUGCACCCUGGGAGGGUGGGGGCUGGAAGCCAGGAAAGAUUAUCAGGCCCUCUCACCCCUUCCCAGCAGUGGCUGGACACUCUGCUAUCCCAGAACCCGUUCCCUGGCCUGUUUACCCUGGCCUGACCUACCCAGGUGGCCUUAUUUGCCACCCUGUCACCUCCCAUCCUUGAAAUCUGGGCCUUGGAGCCAACCGAAGAGUUCCCUCCAACCUGAGCCCUUAAUCCCCUGCCCCCUCACAGGUAGAGCUUUACCUGCCCCUCAGGUCCUGACCCUUGGGUUCCUGUUGACCAAUCAGAGGUCUAGGUUACCCAUUGUCCUGAGCUGAGUGGGCCAAUCAGAAGGCUAAGUGAUAAUGACUCAUCGAUGUUGGGUCCUGGAUGGGCCAGUUGGUGACCUGAGUAACAAUCAGGUCACCAAGUAAAGAUGACCCAUUGGUCUCCCAGAUCCUGAAUAGACUGACUUGGAAGCCUGGGAGCCAGUGGCCUCUUGACAAUCGGUCUGGACAGACCAGCCAGGGGACCAGAUUCCAGUAGCUUGAUAAGGGUUCAAGUUCUGAAGAUACCAUCUUCCACGCAGACUGGGAUCCGGUGGCCUCGAGCCUCGCCCGUCCUGAUCAUGGACUGGCCAGCAUUGCUGCUGGUCACAGUUUGGGGGGUGGGGGCUUUUAUGCCCCUCCCUGUGCUGUCAGUGUUCCCCGUGUCACUUCUCCCCCAUGCGCAUCCCCAGUUAUUUAUUUAUUGUGUGCCCAUGGCGGUGGGGGCAGGGGCUGGGUCUUCCCCACCACCUCUACCUCGCUCUACCCCACCCUCCUGGACUUAAUAAAGUAACAGUGGGACUGUC